GCGGCGUGUGAGAGAGAACCCGGAAGUGCUGAGGGGCAACGGCGGCUGCGCUCGCCAGAGCCCCGGCACGGCCCAUGUGUGUCACCAUGCCGGGCCCCGGCAGCGCCAGCCUGGCGCCGGAGGAGCGCGUGCGGCGGCUGAUCCAGGUGGGGAGCAGCGUGGAGGUGAGCGAGGACAUCCCCCCGCGGCGCUACUUCCGCUCGGGCGUGGAGAUGCUGCGCAUGGCCACCGUGUACUGCGAGGAGGGCAACCUGGAGCACGCCUUCAUCCUCUACAAUAAGUACAUCACGCUCUUCAUUGAGAAGCUGCCGCAGCACCGUGAUUACAAAAGCACUGUCAUUCCUGAGAAGAGGGAGACGGUCAAAAAACUGAAGGAAGUAGCCUUUCCCCGAGCCGAAGAGCUCAAGGAGGAGCUGCUUAAGAGGUACGCCAAGGACUAUGCUAAGUACAAGGAGCAGGAGCAGCAGCUGGAGGAGGAGAAGACUCGGGUAGCCCUGAUGAAGCAGCAGCAGGCAGAGCAGGAGCAGUUCCACGCCUUCGAGGAGAUGAUCCGGCGGCAGGAGCUGGAGAAGGAGCGCCUGAGGAUAGCACAGGAAUUUGGAAAGCCAGAGCCAGAGUCUAUGGAUGGACCCCUCAUCCCCGGCAUGGAAAAGCCCCCAACAGAUUUAAUCCCAAAGGUUCCAGUCUCUCCAGUUCACCCAGCAAGUCCAUCAGUGGGGACUGUCCCAUCCAAACCUCCUAUUGUGGACAGAUCUUUGAAGCCCAGUGCUUUGGGGAGCACAGAGAACAAUGCAGGUGUGGAUGUGCUUCGCCAGGUCAUUGUCCCCAGGGAGCUGUGCCAGAAGUUCCUGCAGUUGGCUGAUGCCAACACGGUGCGAGGUGUGGAGACCUGCGGGAUUCUCUGCGGGAAGCUGAUGAGGAACGAGUUCACCAUCACCCACGUCAUUGUCCCCAAGCAGCUGGGAGGCCCCGAUUCCUGCACUACGGAGAACGAGGAGGAGCUCUUCAUCAUCCAGGACCAGCAUGGCCUCAUCACCCUGGGCUGGAUCCAUACCCACCCCACCCAGACAGCCUUCCUGUCCAGCGUGGACCUGCACACCCACUGCUCCUACCAGAUGAUGCUGCCAGAGUCCAUCGCCAUCGUGUGCUCUCCCAAAUACCAGGAGGAAUAUGGCUGGGCCUGCAGAGACUCGAGCUACAGAGCUGCUGUUCGUCUGCUCCAGGACAGGGUUUUUCAAGCUGACGGAGCAUGGCCUGGAGGAGAUCUCAUCCUGCCGGCAGAAGGGGUUCCACCCACACCCCAAAGAUCCCCCUCUGUUCACGACCUGUAAUCACGUGUCAAUAGUGGAGAGAGAUGUGAUGCUGAUGGACCUCCGAUAAGCCUCUUGCCUUGUCCCUUCACAGGAAACACCCCCCUUCCUUUAGGCCUAGGGAAUUGGUUUUGUUCUCCUGUAGCAGAUGAUUUCUACCAUGUAGUGAUCCCUCCCCUCCCUCCCAUUCCAUGAUGGAAUCGGAUCCCUGCCCUCUGUGGGAGCCCCUGAACCUCAGUGCCUGGCAUGGGGCUGGCAGGGGCUCCAGGUAUGGGGAGAAGCCAGCUGCAAGCUCAGAGACAGAAGCCAACACUAAAGCAGUUGUGUAACUCUAAUCCAAGCCUUGAACAGCCUCCUGGGGAGGUUCCCCAUGACUUGCUGCAACCCUGAGGUGUGGAAACUUCUUCAAGUGCUUUUGGGACUUGCCCAGUUUAACCCAUGCCCUGUUUUGUCUGUUGUUCGGGGCUGCUCCAUCUCAGCACAGCUUCCAGGAGCAGAUAAAUCUUUGCUAUGGUUUAAAAGCAAACCUUACUGACCCCUCUGACCCCCACUGGAGCUCAGUGCUGCUUCCUGGCACUCGCGUCUGCCCAAGAAGGGAAGAGGGCCCAACCUCCUUUGGGAUCCCUCUUUCAGCAUUUGAGGGCUGAAGAUCCCUGGAUGUGGCCCUGCUUUGCAUCCCAGCAGCGUUUAGGGAUGCCUGGGCACUUCAUCCAUUUUCCUCACUGGGGGAUUCCCUGGUGUUACCGUGGAGGAGCUCAGUCUCCUGGCUGCCAUUGCCGCACUAAGAUGGGAUUUUCAUGAGCUUUGACCACUUCAUGCUCCCAGAUCCCUGAUUGUCUCUACACAUCCCAGAGCAGCAGGAAGCCUGUCCUUGCCAAAACCCGGCACUCCGUGACGUCGCUGUUGUGCGGGACCCUCCUCGAGGUGCUUUAGUCGGGUGCCAAGCCGAGAUUUUCCUUCCCCGUGCUCCAGGCCAAGCCCCCGCCCUCGGGGGGAGGGAAGCAGCAGCAUUCCAAGGUGGAAGGCAGCUGGGGCGUGCUGCACAUCCCCACAUCUCCCAGCAGGCUGGGAUGGUCGGCACAUGACCGUGCGGGGAGGGGCAGGGGCCGGAGCUGACUUCCCACCUGGCAUGCAAACAUCGCCGUGCUCAUGUCGUGUGCUUGUACAGCCAGCAUCCCGUGGCUUUCACACAUGGAUGAGAUUAUCCGGGCCGGGCUUCCUCUGCCACUCCUUUGCUUUGA
Molecule: messenger RNA, 2551 nt
Organism: Cinclus cinclus
Lineage: Eukaryota; Metazoa; Chordata; Aves; Passeriformes; Cinclidae
Gene: STAMBP
Product: STAM binding protein
Exons: 10
Coding region: 75-1331 (418 amino acids)
Biological process (GO): protein K63-linked deubiquitination
Cellular component (GO): endosome; cleavage furrow
Molecular function (GO): protein binding; K63-linked deubiquitinase activity; metal-dependent deubiquitinase activity
Source: RefSeq, a predicted model, not a curated record